This is a messenger RNA of Meloidogyne enterolobii, 2166 nucleotides long. Lineage: Eukaryota; Metazoa; Nematoda; Chromadorea; Rhabditida; Meloidogynidae. The record is from the annotation of a GenBank genome assembly.
AUGAAUGUAACUACAGUGAGUGGAUACUCUAACAUUCUAGACGAUAAAAUACAUCUUAACAAUAAAUUUUUGUCAAAAAUUCGUUUCAUAUUGGCUACUGAAUUUGAUAAAUUAUUUCUUGAAAAAGAAGAUUCGUUAAUAAAAUUGGCUGAUAAUGAAAUUGUUCUAAAGCUAAAAAAUUUUGAAUAUGCGCUAGAAGAACGUUUAAACGUUUUGUCAAUUUUUGUACAGGAAAAAGGGCAAAAUUCGGUUUUGAAAUUUAUAAGUGAUAAACAUGUCUUGGAUAUUAAUAAUGUGAAUGAGCAGCCAAUGGCUAUUUUAGAUAAAUUUGAUGAAAUAAGGAAUGAUGAAAUUCCAUUUGACUUAUUUUUCUGUGAUUUUACAAAACAAAUGAAAUAUGGUGUUGUUAUCAUCAACAAAAAAGAUCACAACAAAAGUAUAUACAAGGAAAGUAAAUUCUCCAUAAAUAUAAAAAUGAGUUUGAAUAUUUUAUUCGAAAAUUUAGGAAAAUUGCUUAAUAUAUCAUUUUUCCUUUCUCAAAAAAUUAGAACACGUUACUAUAAUAUAGUUAUGUUGAUUUGUUUUGGCAUGACUUUGGUAAAAAAUAAUUCUCAAAGUUCGUUGACUAGAACAGGCAAAGUUUAUAAAACAUUCCAGGAUGGAAGCCUUUGGUUUAAGAAUCAUCGAGGGAAAGGUGUAAAUAUUUCUGCCCAAAUAUUUGAGACAAAGACAGGAAUACAAAUUGAAUCAGAUAUACCCGUGGCAAGUGUUGAAUUAAUUGAAGAAGUUAAAAAUGAAAGAGAGGAAUUGGAAGAGAUGAACGAAGCGGAAUUUAAAAAGAGAUGGAAUGAAGCAAUAAUCGACGAGUUAAAAUAUAAUCAUGAUGAGGAUGUUGCCCAAAGAUUAAAAGUGAUAAGAAGUGAAAAAUACGAGAUUUUUAAAGACUUGAAAGAAUUAAAUAUAAAAUAUGAGAAAAUUGAAAAAGAACUAAAAGAAUUGAAAAACAUACGCAAAGAUUUAAAGGAGUCUAAAGAAUUAAAAGAAAAAGUGGACAAGAUAGAUGAAAUAUUUGAAGAGAUAAAAGAUAUAAAAAUGGGAAACAAUAAAGAACGAAAAGGAAAAUUUAGUAAAAUAUCUGAAAUGAUAUUACACAAGGAUACUUCAAAAAAACCCAACAUGUCUAAACACAAAUAUCACUAUGAAGGAAUAAGCAAUAGAUAUGAGAUGAUUAAUGGCAGUGAAGAAAUCAAGAAUAUAGAAAUCGAUAAUGAUAAAAGGUUGCUAGAAGAACUACAUCAAUUAAACGACAAAUAUAAGAAAGGUGAAAUAAAAAAAAUAAAUAUUGAAGAAAAUAAAAAAAUAAAAGAAGAAUUGAAAUUAUUUGAUAAAUAUAAGAAAAUAGAGAAGGAAAUUAAAUUAUUGGAAAACAAACUUGAAAGUUUAGAGGUGUCGAUAGAAUUGAAAGAAAAAAUAAACGAAAGAGAUAAAAUGGCGAAAAAUAUAGAAAUUAAAGACAAGAACUAUAAAGAAUUGGAUGAAAAGUUAGACAUGAUAGAAAAUGAACAAAAGAAGAUAUGGGAAGAAAAAUUGGAAAAGAUAAAAGCUGAGAAUGAAAAAAUUUUGAAAGAAAAUUUGGAAAAUAAACGUAAGGAAAUGUUGGAGAAAUAUAAUGAUUUUAUUGUUGGAUUAAAAGAAAGAUGGUUUAGAGCUCUUUUUUAUCAUUUACCUGAUGAAGUAUUAAAAUGUGGAAAUAAAAAUAGUGUGAUAAUUGAAUUAAGUAAGGAAAACGAAGAAAAAGAAGAAGCAUGUACUAGCACUAAAACAAUUAAAGAUGAAGAAGAGGAACAUUUUCUUUAUUUUGACAAAAACAGUCUAAUUGGUAAACCAUUUUUGCUACACAUUUAUGGAAAAGAAAAUGCAAUAAAAUUGCAUAAAGAAAAAAAGGAUUCGGCGAUUUUUGUGAAUUUAAACGAUAAAAAUAUAUUUGAAGUGAAUGAAGGCAAGUUUUCUAAAGACAACUACAUAAAUAAGAUUAAAUGGUACUUUAUGGAUAUGUCACCCCCUCCUAUUUUGAGUCUCAGAGUUUUCCUUAUGCGUAGAAAAUGGUCAGAGAUUAUGUAUUUUCUUCUCCAUGUCAAUCAUUUUUUCUUCAAGCAAGAUAAGUGA